AAAACGAGAAUUCUUUACCCAGCGCUCAGCUAUUACUUUGUUUAGGUUUCUGCAUUCAUCAUCCGAACACAGAAACAAAAAUCAAUUUUGUGCCAACGCCAUGGAUUCUUAUCGCGAUGAGGAAGGAGAGGCGAUUAUGGACUUCGAAGACUUUCAAUCAGACCCCGGAUCGCCGGAGCUGCGGCAAGAUCAUCUAGAUGACUUAGAGGAUGACAUGGAAGAUUGGGGUCAGCGUGAACGAUCGCAGACGCCGGCUUAUGAUACCGAUAAGGUUGGGAAGCCGAGAAAAAGACUGGUCAAGAAAGGAGGUUCUGCGGGAAAAGAGAGUAUGGAUGCCCCCGAGUUGCUAGAUGAAGACGACGAGUCCAAUUUUCAGAGGGAAGGAUCGGAGUCGGAUGCAAAAAAGAGGAAGAAGGAGAAGAGGCACAAGGAGAGAAAUUACGGGGGUGGUAGUGAAAAAGGAACUGUUAAAAAGUUGGUAAAGUCUGCGGAAGUUAAUGAGAUGUGGGAAUGGGUUAAUCCUGAGAAUGAUCAAGAGGGUCUUAGGACUAUGGAUGAUGAUGACUUCAUAGAUGACAGUGGCGUAGAUCCUGUAGACAGAUAUGGGAGUGACAAUGAAGCAAGGUCACCCGGUGCUGCCCCUCAGGCAGAGGAAGAUGAUGAGGAUCCGGAGAUUAAGGAUUUAUUUAAGAUGGGUAAAAAAAGGAAGAAGAAUGAGAAAAGUCCUGCAGAAAUUGCACUGCUAGUUGAAAGUGUUAUGGCUGAGCUUGAGGUAACUGCUGAGGAAGAUGCAGAGCUUAACAGACAAGGAAAGCCUGCAAUUAAUAAACUCAAGAAGCUGCCACUUCUUACUGAGGUUCUCUCAAAGAAGCAGCUCCAGCCAGAAUUCUUAGAUCAUGGAGUUUUAACCUUGUUGAAAAAUUGGCUUGAACCUCUUCCUGAUGGAAGCUUACCAAAUAUAAAUAUCCGUGCAGCUAUUUUGCAGAUUUUGACUGAUUUUCCAAUUGAUCUAGAGCAGCAUGAUAGAAGGGAGCAGCUAAAGAGAAGUGGUCUCGGAAAGGUCAUUAUGUUUUUAUCAAAAUCCGAUGAGGAAACCACAUCUAACAGGAAACUUGCCAAGGAGUUGGUUGAUAAAUGGAGUAGACCAAUCUUCAAUAAGAGUACAAGGUUUGAGGAUAUGAGAAAUGUUAAUGAUGAUAGGCUUCCCAUGCGGAGGCCAACUGUCAAAAGGCCUGCAAAUAGAGCUGCAUCAAUGGAAUCUAGAGAUGGUGAUUUUGAUUUGGAUAUUUCUCGUGACCAAAAGUCUAGGCGAUUGAUGUCAGCUCAAGAUGCUUCAAGGUCAGAACCCUCUUCAAGGCUGCAUGCGUCAAGGCCUGAUGCAACACCAUUGGAUUUUGUAGUGCGUCCCCAGUCUAAGAUUGAUCCAGAUGAAAUUAGAGCCCGUGCGAAACAAGUUGUGCAAGAUCAGCGGCGUUUGAAGAUGAAUAAGAAGUUACAGCAGUUGAAAGCUCCUAAAAAGAAGCAGUUGCAGGCGACUAAACUUAGUGUUGAAGGUCGUGGUAUGAUGAAGUACCUUUAAAAGAUACCCCAGUCACCAGAUUUGCAAUGGUGUGAGCCGAACCACUAUCAAUAUGCUCUGCUAUCAGAGACAUUGUGGCAGCAAAAAUCAAUAUAAGCUCUUGCGCUGAAGGUUUACUUUUAAGUGUUCUGUUUUACUUUCUAUGAGGGCAGUGGGGGCAGCUGGGUUCCCUUUUAUGUCCUUUAAGUCUUUUAUUUUGUCUUGGAAAAAGCCUUUCAGUUCAAAUAAAUUUGUUAAUGUUAUGUCUCUGAAUGCUCAUUUCAUUUAAACCUAUAACAGUGACCAUUUCAAUCGUAA
This is a messenger RNA of Hibiscus syriacus, 1876 nucleotides long. Its product is annotated as protein IWS1 homolog 1-like. Lineage: Eukaryota; Viridiplantae; Streptophyta; Magnoliopsida; Malvales; Malvaceae. The transcript has 11 exons. Gene Ontology annotation, biological process: brassinosteroid mediated signaling pathway; regulation of DNA-templated transcription elongation. Bases 101 to 1579 code for a protein of 492 amino acids. The record is from RefSeq and is a predicted model, not a curated record.